Molecule: messenger RNA, 1116 nt
Organism: Porites evermanni
Lineage: Eukaryota; Metazoa; Cnidaria; Anthozoa; Scleractinia; Poritidae
Source: the annotation of a GenBank genome assembly
AUGGAGUACAAAAGGCGCUCGCAGCUAAGACCACUUCUUUGGGAUAGCACCAUCCAGUUGCCUAUAGAACAAGUCUACACAAGACUGAAAAUCGUUUCAAGAGGAAAAUCGGCCAUCCAAAUAAAAGACGACGAGGUAAAUGUGUUCGACAUUUUCAAAGUUCCUGGCAUUGGUGAGGAUGUUAUGACGAUAGUAGAGGGAAGUCCAGGAAUUGGUAAAACUACGUUUUGCCUAAAACUUGCUUAUGACUGGGCUCAUGGAAAUAUUCCAUUUGAAUUCGUGUUUCUUCUUAAAUGUCGUGACAUUGAUGGAGAUAUAAUGGAAGCUAUCAGUGAACAACUUCUGCCCAGAGAUAUGGAGAAGUCUGUAGAGAAGUUGUUGCACUUGAUGAAGGACAUUCGUAACCAGGAGAAACUGAUGUUAAUCAUUUUGGAUGGAUUGGAUGAGCUACCUGAAAAAUCACGGCACCAUGUAGAUGAGCUGCUUCAAAGAAGAAUUUUAGCCUUUUGCUAUGUCUUGGCUACGACACGACAAGAAAGAGGAAUCGAAGUUCGGAAAAGCGCUGUCUUUGACAUUCACUUGGAAAUCAAAGGGUACACGGAAAGUGACUCUAUUGCUUACAUUAGAAGACACUUUGAAACCAUUGAUCAGUCACCAAAGGGUGAGAAGCUCAUUGAGGAAAUGCAACAGAACACCUUUUUACAUGCACUUCGAAAUAACCCACUAAAUUUACUUCUCCUUUGUGUUGUUUAUGAGGACUACGAGGGAAAAUUGCCGACUUCCCGGACGGAACUUUACCAAGUCAUUGUGCAAUGCCUUUUGAAACGAUACUGCGCCAAACGCAACCAACCGGCCCUUAGGAAUGACAUCGCCUUAGAGAGAAAAUUUGAAAAGGAAAUUCUUGCCCUUGGAGAGCUGGCUUGGUUAUGCCUGCUGAGUGAUCGUUAUGGUUUCCGCGAAUCUGAAUUGGAUGAGUUUGAAGGUAGAUACCCGGGAUUGGUAGCACGUGAGCUAGGCCUUCUUUACAAGGAAGAAAGUUUAAAGAGAUUAAAGCCUGAACAUGAGUACUGCUUCCUUCACAAGACCUUCCAUCUCAUGCACCGACGGCGCAUAUAG